AUGACGGGCGUGAUAGAAGCGCUGCACAUCUUUGAUGAGCACAAACGCGCCAUCCUCUCGCACACCUACAAUGCCCGACCGCUAUCAGCAGCUCAUCUGCUACCUCUGUACCUAGAUCACCCGGCACCGCGCCCCAACUUGAUUUACCUGCCCAACACGAAUCCGCCAACUCUAGUCUUCAGCUUGGAGCAUGCGAACUUGCUCUACCUCGCGACCGCAUCCUCUGAAAUCGAGCCACUCUUGGUUCUCGAAUUCCUUCACCGCAUAAUCGAUGUGCUCGAGGAGUUCUUGGGUGCGCCAGUCCUGGCUCACAAGAUUGAGGCCAACUAUGAUGUUGUGGCACAACUUUUGACCGAGAUGUGCGAUGCUGGCAUGGUAAAUACUACCGAACCGAACGCGCUCAGGGAUGCUGUCGAGGUGGAAGGACUCUUGGGCAAACUGUUUGGCAGUCUGAAUCUGCCCAAUAAACCAGGACUGACCCCGAGUCUCAAUACGCCGAGCAUCCCUUCAUUGGCAGCUCAAAAUGCUCCUGCACUACCUUGGAGACGAGCCAACGUACGGCAUACCUCGAACGAGCUAUAUGCUGAUGUAGUGGAAUCGCUGACGGUGACAUUGGCGCCCUCUGGAAGACCCAUCGCUGCCUUUGCCAAUGGCACAAUCGCCUUCACCUCCAAGGUAUCGGGAGUUCCUGAUAUAACCAUGAGUCUUACCGGGCGAGAGGGAAAGCACAACCUGAGAAACGUCAUGGAACUGCCAGUCUUUCAUCCCUGCGUUCGACUUAACCGGUGGCGGGAAAGCCCUGGUGACUUGAGCUUUAUCCCUCCCGACGGCCGCUUUAUUCUGGCAGGCUAUGAGGUGGAUUUGCUACCAUCUACCAACAACAGUGGUGGUCUUGGUUCAAAUAAUCUGCAAUUACCCAUCAGCCUCGAGGUGAAGACUGGUUUGGGAGCAGCAGGGGCCGACUUCGAUAUCCGACUCAACAUUCACCGAAUCCCGGGUGGCCCUGGUGCCUUGGGUCCUUCGGGCAGGGGUGGUGCAUCUGGUGGGAGGGCCUUUGGUGGCCCGCAUGCCGGUACUGUGGCUUCUCCCUCGCUGCAUGAUGUUAUCGUAACGGUCCCAUUACCAUCCGAGGUUAGAAACCUUUCCGACGUGCGGCCAAGCAAAGGUGACGCCAAUUAUAAUCCUGGGGACAGGUCACUAGAGUGGUAUAUACCACAAAAAGAGCUGACUUCUGGCACACCAUACUACAGUCUGAAAGCCACAGUUUUAGGCCCGUUGGCGGACGACGAGAUCCAGGAUGACCCAACAGGCUUUGGGUUUGGGAAAGACUAUUCUUAUGAAGAGCCAUAUCAAAGCACCGCUUCACCAACGACAGUAAAACAGCAAUCUGGAAGCGAAGUCGAUAAGGAAGCCAAGAAGAUUGCACAGAACAAAAUCUUGAUGCCCAGUUCUGCAUCGGUCAGCUUCUCGGUGAAAGGCUGGAUCCCCAGUGGCAUCAAGAUCGAAAGCAUUAAUGUCGAUACCAAGAAGAGCCGUGGCCUAGGUGAGGGAGUAAAGCCAUAUAAAGGCGUCAAGUACUUGACGAUUAGUAAAGGCGGCGUGGAGAUCAGAUGUUAA
Messenger RNA from Pestalotiopsis fici W106-1, 1617 nucleotides. RefSeq lists its product as uncharacterized. Lineage: Eukaryota; Fungi; Ascomycota; Sordariomycetes; Amphisphaeriales; Sporocadaceae. Gene Ontology annotation, biological process: intracellular protein transport; endocytosis. Gene Ontology annotation, cellular component: clathrin adaptor complex; cytoplasmic vesicle. The coding region runs from base 1 to 1617 and encodes 538 amino acids. The record is from RefSeq and is a predicted model, not a curated record. The transcript is spliced from 2 exons.